This is a messenger RNA of Penicillium expansum, 363 nucleotides long. RefSeq lists its product as uncharacterized. The transcript has 2 exons. Lineage: Eukaryota; Fungi; Ascomycota; Eurotiomycetes; Eurotiales; Aspergillaceae. Bases 1 to 363 code for a protein of 120 amino acids. The record is from RefSeq and is a predicted model, not a curated record.
AUGAAUCAAUCGGCUACGAUGGAAAAUCAAGCUGUUAACUUCGAAAAUGCUGUCAUUCCUUUGAGCGUUGUACGCCGGUUCUUCCAGCGUGAGCAAGCAGAUGCUCACUUAAUCGCCAAACUUCGAAAUGAAAUUUCAUCUCUCCAAAGCUCGCUGCAUAAUUCAGGGUGGAGAAUGCAGCAUGUCAUCGUUGAAAAGAAUGCCCUAUCUACGUACUAUGACCAGCUACACCGCGACUACUUGAAACUUUUCGAAGCCUACGAGCACCUUGAGAAACGAAUCAAUUAUACACAACCGAGAAUCACAGAUCUCCCCCUUAAAGAGCGCCUCACAUCUGAGGAUAUCAUCACCGAGAACGCAUGA